This is a messenger RNA of Stylophora pistillata, 2331 nucleotides long. RefSeq names its product diphthine methyltransferase. Gene Ontology annotation, cellular component: peroxisomal matrix; cytosol. Lineage: Eukaryota; Metazoa; Cnidaria; Anthozoa; Scleractinia; Pocilloporidae. Gene Ontology annotation, molecular function: protein binding. The record is from RefSeq and is a predicted model, not a curated record. Gene Ontology annotation, biological process: protein import into peroxisome matrix.
ACACACUUUUCUGGUCGCAAGUGAUUCGAUCAGUGAAAUAUAAUUUUAGGUAUAAAUAUACACCAUGUAAUUUCAUCUCUUUUUUGGGACACUUUGUGUCUAGUCAUGGCUGUGACAUUUCACACACGUGGACGCCAUGGAUAUGCAGUUAAGUUUUCGCCAUACUUUGGUCAAAGAUUCCUUUGUGCAACUUCACAACAUUAUGGAAUAGCAGGUGGUGGGACUUUAUUUGUACUAGAUAUCCUUCCCAGUGGAAUUCAAGUAAUUGGAAGAUGGGAGUGGAGAGAGGGACUUUUUGACUGUUCUUGGAGUGAACACAAUCAAGAUUUUAGUAUCACUGCCAGUGGAGAUGGUUCAAUUCAGAUGUGGGAUCUCAAAAACCCAAAGGGUCCUAUAAAGGUCUGCAAAGAGCACAGUGCUGAGGUCUAUGGUGUGGACUGGAGCUGUAAUAGACAACUUGAUCAAUUUUUGAGUGCAUCUUGGGAUCACAGCAUAAAACUGUGGGAUCCAAAUGGAGCCCAAUCUCUAGCUACAUUUGCUGAUCAUCAGCAUGUAGUUUACAGUGCAGUGUGGUCUCCACAUGUUCCAAGGACAUUUGCUUCUGCUUCAGGAGACAACACCCUUAGGAUAUGGGACAUAUCAGCCCCUCCACAUGCUCAACAGACCAUUAGGGCUCAUGAUGGGGAGGUCCUCACUUGUGACUGGGCCAAAUAUGAUGUGAAUUUAGUGGUGACUGGAUCAGUGGAUACAAAAAUCAGAGGUUGGGAUCUGAGAAACAUAACCGCACCUGUGUUUACACUAGAAGGCCACCAGUAUGCAGUAAGACGAGUGAAGUGCUCUCCCCAUAAUGGCACCUUACUGGCAUCUUGCUCCUAUGACUUUACAGUUCGAACUUGGAACAUCGGCAAUGGAACAUGUCCAUUAGAGACUACAGAACACCACACAGAAUUUGUUCUGGGAUUAGAUUUCAAUCUUCAUCUUCCAGGACAGAUGGCUGACUGUUCGUGGGAUGAAAAAGUGAAAAUACACUCUCCACCUUCUCUUCUGUAAAGAUGACUAUCAUGAAAAGACUAACUGCUACAGUAGAUUGUAAUUUAAGAAUUUUUUUUCCAAUGAUACACUCUUACAUGACAAAAUAUCUUUAUUAGCCCAAUCUACUACUUCCUUUAAUUAUUUAUGUGAGAACAAGUUGCUUACAAUGAUGUGAAACUUAACGCUUGGCUUAGGUCAUUGAUGAUUUAUAUUCCAUGAGCAGGGCAAUGCAUCAGAUCCAAUAUUUUGCUCUACACAAAGUAAUUUUCCCUUACUAGUAAAUAAUUCUAUGAUAUGAAAUAUUUUGUCCAACAUAAAAUACAUUUGAGACAAUUUUCUAAAAUUCUUACAUUUGAAAUGCAAGAAUUACUACAGUACAACCAUAAUGGUUUCAAGUGUUGUUGCUUGCCUGUGAACUGAAUAUAGAUUGAAUUACAUGUAAUGUGUCUAGACAAAUACUUGAUACAUGUAUGUUAUCUGCAAGUAUUUUACACAAAAUAUGACAUUACUCACAUGUGGAAUUCCACACAAAAAUAACAUCUACAUGUAUAUCAGAAAUUAAAAAUAAUUAGCACUGACAGUGACUAAUUAUCUGUCCUGCACUGGCCAACAACUCCCAUAGGUUGGGUACAAAUAUACUAUAGAACACACAAUUUAAAACAAUUCUCAAUGAUACAGUAAAUACUUUUGUAAUUCAGGGAACCAGUAACUGUACCUGUUGGAAUAAAGAAUUAAUAUGUGAAAAUUUCCCAGUGAAAUAAAUUUAGAGUUGUUUCAACAUUGAAAUAUCAAUUAUAUUGAUAUUUAUUUUAACUUUUCAAAGAAAUAAAGAUUUACUUAUAAACUUUAUAAGAAUAAUUUGCCCCAAGUAAAGAAAAUCCAAGACUAGCAUUGGCACUAUGAUAAGGAUUUUACUCCAAAAUUGUGUGGAUAGUGGUAAAUGAUUGUGUUGAACAUGCUUAGAUGCUAGCCAAAACAGUUGGCCAGCAACUAAUCUUUCCUUUUAUUUGAACUCUAAGCUUUCACUCCUACAAUCCAUGAGCAAUUCUCCUUACUGUCUGCCAUACAACUCUUAUGAUGUUAGUUUGGAGAAUUCAGCUUUAGAUCGACUAUUCUCAUCACUUGUCUGCUUAAAUUAAAGCUCCCUAUUUUUAACCAUUCUGAUCUUGUCUACCCUUUGUUUCCAAACGAGUAAGUGAUAUCCUUUUUAAAGAUCUGAUAAUACUCUGACUUUUAUGGCUUAAAAUAUUUGGAAAUGGCUCUUUGUAAAAUGGAUGAAAUUAAAAGCAUACUGCCAUA